Triplophysa dalaica is the source of this 5066-nucleotide messenger RNA. RefSeq names its product lysine (K)-specific demethylase 4C (gene kdm4c). Gene Ontology annotation, biological process: chromatin remodeling. Gene Ontology annotation, molecular function: histone H3K9 demethylase activity; histone H3K36 demethylase activity. Lineage: Eukaryota; Metazoa; Chordata; Actinopteri; Cypriniformes; Nemacheilidae. The transcript has 22 exons. Bases 136 to 4611 code for a protein of 1491 amino acids. The record is from RefSeq and is a predicted model, not a curated record. Gene Ontology annotation, cellular component: nucleus.
CAGAGCUGGAAUCGUGUGAGAACAGAGAGCUGUCAUGAAGUAGAACAGCUGGGACGUUUAAAGGGACUGAAGUGCGAGCCCACGAUCACACUUUACUGAGGUAAAGCCUCUGGGAGGGAGGAAGGACGGGUCAGCAUGGCAGGUGUUGGGGCGAACGCCCCUGCAAAUGCUGCCUGUAAGAUCAUGACCUUCAGACCUACCAUGGAGGAGUUUAAAGACUUCAACCAGUACCUGGUGUAUAUGGAGUCUCAGGGAGCACAUCGUGCGGGUCUAGCCAAGGUUAUCCCACCCAAGGGUUGGAAGCCACGUCAGAAUUACGAAGAUAUUGACGAUUUUGUCAUCCAAGCCCCUAUUCAGCAGAUGGUGGCUGGCCAAUCAGGUCUCUUCACGCAGUACAACAUCCAGAAGAAGCCUCUCACUGUGCAGGAGUUCCGCAGACUGGCCAACAGUGACAUGUACUGCACACCUCGAUACCUGAACUAUGAAGACUUGGAGAGGAAGUACUGGAAGAAUCUGACGUUUGUUUCACCCAUCUAUGGUGCUGAUGUGAGUGGCACACUGUACGAUGAGGGCAUUGAAGAGUGGAACAUUGGGCACUUGAACUCCAUCUUAGAUGUGAUAGAAGAAGACUGCGGCGUGUCCAUUCAGGGGGUAAACACACCCUAUCUUUACUUUGGCAUGUGGAAGACCAGCUUCUCCUGGCACACAGAGGACAUGGACCUCUACAGCAUCAACUACCUGCACUUUGGCGAACCCAAAUCCUGGUAUGCCAUACCUCCAGAACACGGGAAGAGGUUAGAGCGUCUUGCGAUAGGUUUCUUUCCGAACAGCUUUAAAAGCUGUGAGGCGUUCCUUCGACAUAAGAUGACUCUGAUAUCCCCUUCUGUACUCAAGAAAUACAGCAUACCAUUUGAUAAGAUAACACAGGAGGCCGGGGAGUUUAUGAUCACGUUUCCCUAUGGUUACCACGCUGGAUUCAACCAUGGAUUCAACUGUGCCGAAUCCACCAACUUUGCCAGUAUCCGGUGGAUCAAUUACGGCAAAGUUGCUACACAGUGUACAUGCAGUAAGGACAUGGUGAAGAUCUCAAUGGAUCCGUUUGUCAGACGAUUUCAGCCAGACCGCUACCAGGCUUGGACACAAGGCAAAGAUGCAUGCACACUGGAUCACACUCUGGCCACGCCCAGCACCACACCCGAGCUGCAGAGCUGGAUUCAGAGACGUCGCAGGAGGACACCUGCCACAAAAAGUCUUCAUUACCCGCGUGCAUGCUCCAAACAAUUAAAGACGGUAGACACUAUGCCAGUGAAAGGUGGUGCUCGAAGGAGUAGAGGUGCAGCUUUGACAUCAAAAAAGGAAGAAGAGGAAGAGGCAGUGAAACAUGAGAAAGAACUGCAGUACUCAGCUGAUUUAAAAGGUUUCACUGGUCCGUGUCGACAAAUGUGUGUCGUCAAGGUGACAAGAGUAGAAAGCGAUUUGCUGGCUCAGUCCACUCGACAACUCCGAGAUUCUUCCCUUGAGAGAACCUCGACCCCUCCGCUCACUGCCACAUCCUGCCAGGUAGAUCCUGAGCAUGCAGUCUCCCAGACGUCUGUAAUGUCAGAUGAAGGUCAGGUAUCCACAAAUCCUAGCACACAGAUGACUAAGGACAUGACUCUUAAUUCACAAAAAACUGCUGAAAGUUCAAAUCAAACUUUGAUCCCAAACUGUGAAUCUGCCUCAGAAACAAGUGCACCUUCUAUUUCACUGACCUCCUCACCACCCCUCAGGUCUAACAGUACCGCGAUUCUAUUUUCGGAAAGUGAAUCCCAACAAGCUAAAAUUGAAACAGACGGGACAACCGCCGAUAUCUCGACCGAGAGCAAUAUCGAGUGUGGCACAUCAGCACUUUACAAGGAGAAAAGCUCAAUCUGUCUAGACUCCGGCUCACAAGAAGACAGAACAAAGUCUGGAAUCCAUCAUGUGGCUUCGUUUUUCGAAAUGCCUCUUCUGACGCCCGAGGUCACAGAAGAGAGAUUGAAUCAGUCAUUUCUUGUGCCUGAGAUGCCCUCACUGACACUGGCUAUCCAGACGGACUCCAUGAAACUCCUGCUUGACAUUCCGAACACUACUGAAGCACCUGUUCUCCAUCAGGAAAAAUCACAUUUACCUCCUGUUAUUACAGAUGACACGCCGACUUGCUCUGCAAGCGCCUGUAACGAUUGGCUGUACACUACACCUCAAAACAUUUUUGGCCAAACACAAAACUCAACCUCAGACGCUUGCAUAGCAGAUCCAGAAUCUCCUUCCUCAAUCACACAAUGGGAACCCCCAGAAAAGAAGUCUAAACAGGAAGGACAUGAACACACUCUCCCAUCCGCAGACACACACACUUCCAUUCUUCCUCUGUCCGAACAACUUCAGAUCGCCACAAAUUGUCUUUUGCAACCUUCCACACUAGCAGAAAUGAAUUUUGUAGAUGCUCAAAAUUCUGAAAUGACCGAAAGUUCAUGUUCUGACAGAGAUAACAAACAAACUUCUCUGUGUAAUGAAGAGCGUCCCAGCUCUCUCACUGCAUCCUUAGGUCCCUUCGUAGAUUCCAAACCCUUCACGUCCACCAUUUGGAAAAACCUCAACUCUCAGAGUCCUGCGGUGCUCAUUGAAAGUUUGCAGCCUGAGUUGGUUGUGGGUCUUGCUCAAGGUGUAGGCAGUCUCAACGACUACACUCAUGAUUCACUUUCCUACACCAUGUGGUCUGAAUCAAACUGCCUGCAAGAAAAGUCCACCAAUUCUCCAAACUCUUCACCUUGUGCGCAGGCUUGGGGCAACUUGGGACCCGGUUCCAAACAAGGGUCUGGUUCAGAGAUAACCCAAAACCUUCAAAAAGUGGAAGUAGAAGAAGGUGAAGCUUGUGUUCUUGGAGAGCAGACAGACUCUCAGGCACUUCAGGCAGAGGAGAACAAAAGUCAAGAGUAUUAUGAAGGUGUGAAGUCAGAACCCGAUGGUUCCGUAAGCGACUCGGAUUCUUGUGAAUCUAGAGUAAGAGGAGUUGACAGCAGCAGUGAAUCCAGUGAUGAGAAUGCUUUGAGUGACCCAGAGUGUGGCGAUGCAGGUCUGGAGCCGGGGGAAGUGUGCACAUAUCACAUUCAACCUGUUAAGAAGACCACCAAGAGUUGGCGUCAUCCCCUGAGAAAACCCACAGCGAGAGCAGUACCCAGUGCUGUGAAACAGCAGGCUGCCAGUGAUGAUGAGACCAUAGAGGAGUGUGAAUCUAAAGAAGAGGAACCAGAGACUGAGGAUUGGGCGAAACCUUUGGUUAAUUUGUGGCAGCAUAGGAAAGCUCAUUUCCAAUAUGAAAGAGAGUUCAACAUGACUGCGGCUCAAACUGCUCCACACUGUGCUGUCUGCACCCUUUUCAUGCCUUACUGCCAGACUGAAAAUUUGGAAGAAAGAAGGCAUGAAGUCUCGAUGAGUGCUACGACUCAGACACAGGGCUCCUUUUUACUGGAGGCGGGCUCAAGAUCACGACCCCUUAUCCCUGAAAUCUGUUUCGCAUAUGAGGAGGGUCCCUGCCCUUUGAACACACUUUUGGAGGAGGAUGGAUCCAGUCCUCUGGUGGCCUGUGACAAUUGUUGUGUUCAAGUUCAUGCCAGUUGCUACGGUGUUGCUGCUCAUGACGUCGGCCCAGUGUGGACAUGUGACCGAUGUGUAGCCGGAGACCUGGCAGCUGGAUGCUGUUUGUGUAACCUAAGAGGAGGUGCAUUAAAAAUAACCAUGGAUGACAGAUGGGCCCAUGUUAUGUGUGCUGUGGGUCUCCCUGAGGUCAAGUUUCUUGACGUUGUGAAGAGAGCUCCUAUUGACAUCAGUGCCAUCCCUGUUCAGAGAUAUAAACUGAAGUGUGUAUAUUGCCGUAACAGAAUAAAAAGGCUGUCUGGGGCAUGUAUACAGUGCUCGUGUGGACGUUGCCCCACCUCUUUUCAUGUCACAUGUGCUCAUGCUGCUGGAGUGCCCAUGGAGCCGGACGAUUGGCCGUAUGUGGUUUUUAUCACCUGUCACAGACAUCAAUCACGGAGCUCAAGUGCUAGAAUGAAAGUAAGCAAAAGUGAAUUGGUUGUGGGCCAGACAGUGAUCAGCAAGCACAAGAACCUACGUUACUAUAGCUCUCGUAUUACUCAAGUUACCGCCCAAACAUUCUAUGAGGUCAUGUUCGACGAUGGCUCAUUCAGCAAUGAUACAUUCCCUGAAGACAUUGUGAGCAGAGACUGUGCCCAGUUCGGGGCUCCUGAGGUGGGGGAGGCUGUUCAGGUCAAAUGGCCCGAUGGACUGUUUUAUGGAGCAAAGUAUCUAGGCUCCAACACUACAUAUAUGUAUCAGGUGGAAUUUGAAGAUGGAUCACAAGUAUUAGCAAAAAGAGAGGAUAUUUACACUCUGGAUGAAGACCUUCCUAAAAAGGUCAAGGGUCGUUUGUCCACAGCCUCUAGCAUGCGUUUCGAGGAUGCAUUCUUCACAACCCAAGCUGAAAGAAAAAGACGACGCACCCCAAAUUCUCGGUUUCAGACGGAUUACAUCGCCCACAUUAGUCCUCGAACCUUCGCAAGGGCCUUGGAAAUGCACAGCAGCAAAUUCAACUGACAAGAGGGACUGUUUUUGAAUUCAAUUAGGGAAUUAAAGAUCAGUGAGACCAUGAUUUUUAAACGCUGCAGAAAUACCGUGGUCUUAUAUGUCAGGGACAAGAAUGUUUUUCUAAAUUAGAAGUUUUUCCUGUUAUAUUUAAGAGGUUUUUCUAGCCUCUCAUGGUAUUCUGCAUUGUAAUCUCAUAAUUCCCCCAACACUGUUGAGACUAAUUUCUCCUGCAUGCUUGUUUUGUAAAUUAUUUGUCUUGUGCCACGCACCAUUAUGAGUCAACAACAAUAUUAACAUUGAGCUUUAAUCAGUAUAAAUGUUAAAAUCAAAAAAGUUGCUACUGAAGUCCAUGUGAAGAAGCACAUUUAUCUUUAAACCUUUAUUUUCUAUUUAUUUGGGGUUUUAUUCUUUCUUUUCCAAGUGGUGCUUAAACCUAAUGAAAAAAUUUAAAGAGAUUUAUGUUU